This is a messenger RNA of Alnus glutinosa, 996 nucleotides long. RefSeq names its product nudix hydrolase 15, mitochondrial-like. Lineage: Eukaryota; Viridiplantae; Streptophyta; Magnoliopsida; Fagales; Betulaceae. The coding region runs from base 143 to 844 and encodes 233 amino acids. Gene Ontology annotation, biological process: coenzyme A catabolic process. The transcript is spliced from 4 exons. The record is from RefSeq and is a predicted model, not a curated record. Gene Ontology annotation, molecular function: coenzyme A diphosphatase activity; acetyl-CoA hydrolase activity.
UUAUCCUUUAUUGAUCCCUAUUUACAACUGUUCUUUAUGUUAUAGAACAUGUGCAUAGCUUGCCAAGAUGUGCUCCGUAUAUUAGAUUUCUUGUGUGGUACCUUGGCCUUGCCUCGAAGAAGAGGUUGUUUAGGGAAGCCAAAUGUUCCAAAGACUUGCCAAGCAGCUUCAAUUGCCUAGAGGGUAUGAAGAAGUAGAGAAGGAUUCCUGUGGUAUCAAGUCCGUGGCGGUCGAGAAUGAUCAGUCUUCUUGUGUCAAUCGGAGGGAGAGAAGAGCAGCGGUUUUGAUAUGCCUCUUUGAAGGCCAAGAAGGUGAAUUAAGAGUUAUUCUUACGAAGAGGUCCAUGAAAAUGGCCUCUCACCCAGGGGAUGUAGCAUUGCCUGGUGGGAAAAUGGAGGAAGGAGAUGUAGAUGACUCUGCUACUGCGUUGAGAGAAGCCAUGGAAGAGAUUGGCUUGGAGCCCAAUCUGGUUCAAGUUGUUGCUACUUUAGAGCCUUUUAUUUCCCAGCACUUACUCAGGGUUGUCCCUGUGGUAGGCCUACUUGCACGGAAAGGAGAUUUCAGGCCUUCACUCAAUACUGAUGAAGUUGAUGCUAUUUUCGAUGUUCCUUUGGAGAUGUUUCUCAAGGAAGAUAAUUAUAGAAGUGAAGAGAGGGAGUGGAUGGGUCGGAAGUACACACUGCAUCUUUUUGAUUUCGAAAGUGAGAAGGGUGUUUUCCUCAUAUGGGGCCUAACAGCAAGCAUCCUGAUUCAUGCAGCAUCUGUUAUCUAUGGCUGUUCUCCCUGUUUCAAGGGGCAUCUCCCCGACUUUCAACAGCUGCAAAGAUCCUUAACGCGUACAUAAAUGUUGCAGCAAUUCAUCAAAUCGAGUGAUAUAUCAUGUACCUUAAAAGAACAGAGUGACAUACGCAUGGUAUAGGCUUUAUGCUCGAUCAACUCUUGCUACUUCCCAAAAUAUAUUGCUAAAAUACAGUACUGUCAAAUAUAUUAAAGAAA